ACACUUCAUAAACUGGUUAAAGAGGAAGGGAGAACAGCGGAGAGGUAGGGACGUCUUAUUUUACAUGUUAGAUCUGUAGCUUUGAUCUAGGAAUAUACUUUUACCCUACAAAAAUCAAACAUCCUUAAAUUGCUGCAAUGGAUUUUAAAGCAUUUAUACAAACACAUGUCUAUGAAAAGCAAGCAGCCCCAAAAGAAAAGGACAAAUCCAGUAUCCAGUGCCUUGAGUGCGAUGACAGAAACCUGUAUAUAGGGACCAAAGAUGCAACAGUUCUGCAUCUUAUCUGUCCCAGUCCUGGCCAGAGCAAAAUCAGAGAAGGUAGGGCAAGAAAACUAGGCUCGAGCAACCAAGUAGUCCAACUGAGGGCAGUCCCACUUCUCAACCAUCUGCUGGUCCUGUGGGACAGGAGCGUUACUGCCCUGAACAUGUUCUCCUUAGAGCCUGUUCCAGGUCUGAAAAAGAUCCAGCACGUGUCUUUGUUUGAGGUGUAUGACCCAUUGCUCACAACCCAGACAGCAUGCAUGGAGAUGGUGACUUCCUCCAGCCGCAGGAAGGUGAUCCGGAUCCACGUGGUGGGAGUGGACAGCUGGGAGGUUGUAAAGGAAGUCUCAAUGCUCCAGGACCCUGUAGCCUUGGCGGUAGAUGGUGCCUGUCUAUGUGUAGCUACCAGCGACAGGUAUCUACUCUGUAAUAUUCAGACCGGGAGCAGUGAGGAGCUUUUUCCUCACAAUCACAGCAGGCAGCACGUUGUCGCAACCUCAGUGGGACGAGGGGAAUUCCUCCUAAACGGGCCUGGAUCUUUAGGCAUGUUUGUGAUGAAGACAGGGAUAUGCCAGCGGCCUCCCCUACAGUGGCCUCAGGAGGUGCUGGCAGCCAGCGUAUGUUUCCCUUACAUACUAACCCUGCAGCCCCAAGUGCUGUCUGUCUACAGCAUGGUAGAUCAGCAACGCAAACAGAUUGUGGGUCUCAGCGGCGCAAAGGGUCUGCUCUCCACGUCAGAUGGCGUGUUAGUGUUCACAGAGAGAGACAUUUUCAGCCUGCGUCUGGUGCCAUUCGAAGAACAGAUCCAGGCACUUGUAAAGCUCGAGAGGGUCGAGGAGGCCUUGUUGCUGCUGGAUGGAGUUCAAAGCCGUUGUCCAAUUGACUCAUACAAGGAGCUGCAUAAGGCCAUCACUUGCCUGACUGGAUUUGUUCAUUUUUACCAGCAGGGUUUUUCCAAAGCCAAAGAUCUUUUCAUCAAUGGGGAGCUUGACCCCAGAGAAAUCAUCCGUCUCUACCCUGACAUACAGUCGUGUAUCGGCGAGGACUUUCAAUCCCAGCUUGAUCAAGAGAACAAGGCCAGAGACCUCCAGGUGGUCUGGCAAGAGGACAGGAACACGUUUCAUCAUUACCUGGGCUUCCUGGGAGAUUUUCUCAGUGCAGUCAAGGGGACUGAGAAAGGCCUGGAGUGCAUUAAGGAGGUGGACUGCGCCCUCCUGAGGCUGUACGUAGAACUGGAAGACAAUGAAAAUCUGCAGCAGCUUGUGGCAUUUCCCAAUGAGUGCAGCCUGACGCAGUGUGUUCCUGUUUUGGAGCAACACGACAGAUUUUUCGCAUUAGGUUCCCUCUACCAAAGCCAUGGGAAUCAAAUUGAUGCAAUAAAGACUUGGGUGAAAAUUGCAGAUGACAUCCACAGAGAUUCAUUUUGCUCAGAUGUCUAUGGACACAUAGUGUGGACUCUCAGUCAACUCCAAGACAGAGAUGCUGUGUGGAGAUUUGCAGACUGGACUUUGCAAAAAAACCAGGAGAUAGGUGUGCAGAUUUUCAGCAGGCGUCCAUCAGAUGAUCGAAUUGAGACAGAAGACGUCCUUGCUUUCUUGGAGAAGUACCCACUGGCAUUGCUUUCGUAUCUUGAGUUCUUGAUCCAUAAUUUGAACAGCGAGGAGGUGAGACAUCACAACCGGCUGGCCCUGGCAUAUGUUACCCAGGCGCUGCAGCAGGAAGAGGAAGCAGAUUUGAGGAAGACCAGAGGGAAGUUGCAGGAGCAGCUAUGGGAAUCCAAAUUCUAUGAUGUCACCACUGUGUAUGAGAGAGUCAAAUCAACAACCCUGCAUGCAGAGAAAGCCAUUCUCCUGAGUAGGAUGGAUGAGCACUCUCAGGCACUGCAGGUACUCGUCCACCAGGAGCGAGACCUUCAGGCUGCAGAGGGCUUCUGCUGCAGGGCAUCCCAGGGCCGAGACUCGCAGUUCAGACAGACUUUGCUGCUGACCCUGCUCCAAAUCUACCUGAGCUCCAGGGAUCACACCAGCGCUGCAGUGGAUCUGCUGAACAGUAACACUCGGGUCUUUGCAGCAGAGAAGGUCAUUCAGCUUCUGCCUGAUUCCUGGUCCGUCCAACUAGUCUCCCAGUUUUUUGUUGGAUCCCUCAGAGAGACCUUGCACCAGAGGCGGAUGGCAAGGUUGCAAAAGGCGCUGAGCCAGACGGAGCUCAUGCGGCACAAGGUCGUCUGGACGCAGGCCUCGCAGACAAAGUUCAGACUGGACAAGGGGCAGAAGUGUAAGGUUUGUCAGAGGGACCUUGGAGAGCCACAGUUUGCCUGUAACCUCAGUGGCGAGCUGAUGCACACAAGCUGCACUGGCUUUUCAUCAUCAUAAAGAGAACAGAUAGACCAAUCUAUUGUCUGUUUAUGCGAAUGUGAGCAUCACUGCAAUGACAAUCACAUUCAUUUCUGGCCGGAUAAGUGUCUAGGUCCUACCCGAUAAUUUUUCUAGAUUAGACUGUCAUCUAGGCAAACUCUGUACAAGGAUUCAAUUCAUGGACCUUGCAGCAGACACUUUCCUUAAUUAGAAAAAAGAAAAAUACAUUGUGUAAAUAACUGGUUUCGAAAUGCAAAAGAGCAAGCAGUGCAUUUUUUUAAGGGCGGUAUGUCUGAGCCAUUUCCUAGAGACUUUUCAGACAGCAAUAGCUAUAAAGUGAAUUGUGGAGGACACUCAGGGGCAUAUAUUCACUGAUCAGACAGUGGUGUUUUACAUGGAAACCACCUGUGGUCAACCUGACGACCAGAGGGAAUUUGACCAUCCUCCAACACUGUAUAUAUGCAUCCCCGCCGUCAUGGUUUCCACUGACUGCGUAUAUUUGUCUGCAUAGAGCUGGAAAUAGAAAGUCAACAAAUGAGAGGCUGCACGUGAGAGACUUUUUUAUUCAGCUCGUGCAUUAAUAUACAUUUAUGACCAGAUAAAAAAAGACAUCACAAUUACAGGUUUAAAAAUGAAAAGCAAACAGGUCAGAGAAGUGCAAAGGUUCGGGGUCAUUUCUGAUACUUUUACGACCAGAAAGACAUGUCUGUGCACGCUCUGUGUAUGGAACAUGAAAUCAGAGGCAGUUUCUAACCAGCGUCAACCCUGUAUGAUUACGGAACAUGACAGAAACGUUCGCCAAAUAAUAACACACAAACUCCAGCGUGUCGACAUGUACUGUAUGGAAAUCUUGUAAAUAAACUUAAACACAUAUCAUUAGGUUAAAUGAUGCUCCAGAUAUAUUUGUCUAUUUCUGUUAUAAUUUAGUCGUUAAGGCUAACCAUAACUGACAGUGUUUCUUUAUUUUGAUGCAUUUUGGGGACAGGAGUUAAGGAGACGCCUUAAGGAGCUGGAGCAGUAGUUGUAAGUUUUUUGGCCCGGGGUGAGUGACUAAUUGCAAUGUAGAUAAAUAGUGAAUUAUGAGCAUGUUAGAGGGGAUUAUGUCUUUGUGACGCCCUUGCCAAGACCUCUUCAGUUUUCCUCUUAAAUGAGGUUUUUGUGGGACUUCAUUGUUCUCACAGUUGUGUUUCAUACCGUGGGUGUUACAAAGCCUUUUUUUAGAGUGUAACUAGGAUUAAGGGCUUCAAGAAUACAGUUGACUUAAGCUUCAAUUUGAAACUUCUUACUUUGAGUGUAUAAAUUUAACCUGUGACUCAUCAAAAUAAUCCAUAUCACAGAAAACCCAAGAAAACCGCAUUCCUAGCUUUUCUCUUUCAUGUGGUUGCAGGAAAAUUGCCACGUCCAAUCCCCGCAUAUCGGCUCCUUGUAAUUUUUUGUAAUCUAUGUAUUUCGUUUUAAUCUACUGUUUGGACAUUGUAAGCACUCCUGGAUAAACUGCUAAAAAGGUAUCAGUGCAGAGCAAAGACAAACACAAAGCAUCCACUUCUUUCCUACUUGUUUUGAGAUGUGAACGAACCUCUCACAGUUUAUAUGGACUAACUGUGAGGGCUGCUGCUCUGUGACUGGUCGAGCUUUGGGCCGUGUCUGAUGGCCGGAGACCACUGGGUGGACCCAUGGACAGAAUUAUGUCCACUCCUUACCCUUCUCACGGACAUCCUCUGGGAGUAUUAAUGUUGUUUUGAACACCUGCGGUUAUGCCGUGCCUCAGAAAUGUUUUUCUCAUCUUUGAUGUUGACUAACAGCCAUAAGUAACCAAAAGGUAAAAAUAUACAGACACAACAAGUACACCCUCUUCUACCUGAAUCCAGAAGGCCUGUUUAAAACGUACUGCAUUUAGAGCAACCUCUAAUUGUAUAGAAGAAGUUGAUCUGAGUACUUUCUGUUCAUGUGAAUGUCACACUCUUGCAAUCUGGAGUAGGCGGGGGGUUUUGGACCACUGCAGGGUGCAGCAGGGUGCUGGCCAGAUGGACAUUUUACACAUGAGGGGAGUGGAUUGGAUGCAAAAAGGAACAGUUGUGGAGGAAAGUAUGUUGGGGUAUCCAGACAUUGGUCUCCCAAUAUAUAUAUCCGUUCUGCCACAGGAGGAAAAACAAGAACAUUCUCUUCUUGUACUUUUCUAAAUUUAAGAAGAAAUGUUGGCAGUCUGGACUGUAGGAUGUAUUUGUUUAUAUGUUAACAUAAAGUGGCUAUCAAAUGCAUGAAACACUUUCACUCAUAGAAAAGGGUUCUGUCUGGUGUCCUGAAGGCACUGUAACAACAACAACAACAACAAAAACACAUUUAAAAUGUUUUUAACAGCUUGAUAUUUCAUGAUUUUAACAAAGUUUAUGAGAACUGUGAUUUUAAACUGCUACAGAAAAUGAUGCACUACUUCUGUUUGCGUUUACUUCUGUCUCUGAGCUGUAUGACGUGAUUAAAUACAAUGAAUUUUCCUGUGCUUUAUAUCUGUGAUUGGUGCUGAUCGUAUUUUUAAGCUACACUGGACCUCCCAAUUCCCAAUAAAUCUUUUUGGGUUUCUUUCA
Larimichthys crocea (large yellow croaker) is the source of this 5197-nucleotide messenger RNA. RefSeq names its product transforming growth factor-beta receptor-associated protein 1. Gene Ontology annotation, biological process: intracellular protein transport; vesicle-mediated transport; endosomal vesicle fusion. NCBI's taxonomy places the organism in Eukaryota, Metazoa, Chordata, Actinopteri, Sciaenidae. Gene Ontology annotation, cellular component: membrane; cytoplasm. The record is from RefSeq and is a predicted model, not a curated record. The coding region runs from base 138 to 2633 and encodes 831 amino acids. The transcript has 11 exons.